AUGGCGCCCAACGUGGGGCCACUGAUUAUUAAAAAUGGAUUUAGCGGUACUGAAGCAGGAGGCUGCAGACUGGGAUUGACUGAUCCUCGUGAUAUUGCUAAGUAUGUGCAGGACCAGCAACGAGACCUGCGGGCGGAGCGCAGAGAGCGGGAGGAUCGCGAACGCGAGUUUGCGGCCGCCCAGGCGAUGCGGGAGCACGAGAUUCAGAUGGCGGAGUUAAAUUUUAAGCAUAAGAUAGAGGUCCUUAAAGCUACGCCGCCCCCGCCCGUGGCUCCUCCCAAGACGAAGUUGCCGAUGUUUCCUGACGACGCAGACCAGGUCGAAGCUUAUUUCCUCGUACUCGAAAGGGUCGCCGCCGAUCACGGUGAAUUAAAGGAGGCUCUGCUGAGUGCUUACGCUAUUAGCCUCGAGCAGGCUCGUUGCAGGUUCCAGGAAGCUCACCUUGACGAGCGGGAGACCUGCAGGCUUUUCAUCACUCGCCUCUCUCAUCUCUUCAAGACUUGGCAUCGACUGAGUAAUUUACCUGAUACCAAGGAAGGUAUCCUGGAGCUCAUUCUGGUUACUCAGCUGCUAUCUUCGCUGCCCAAAGGAUUGCGAGCUCAGCUGAGAAUGAACAAAGUUACUAGCCUGGCGGAGACUGCGGACAUAGCAGAUGGCUGGUUCUCUGCUUAUGGCUACAACUACAGGGUCAAGAAAGAGGGCGACCGAAGGCAAGAGUCAAAGAAACCUGCUAUGAGAAGUGUCGGUGAUCGCAGGGAGGCAAAAACAGAGUUAAAAUCUCCUGAAACUGCAAAAUCACAGCCGGGAGAACACAAGCACCAGCCUUUCAAUAUGCCACGGAAAGGAGGUGAGAAGAAGCCGUUCUACCAGUCCGGUCACUUGGCUACAGUGAACAGUGUCCCGGAAAAGGAGGAGCCCCAGGUACAUGUGUCUGGCCUGGCACUUGGCCACCACGUACUCUGUGCAUGCUCUCCUCUUCCCUUGCCUUCAGCAGCCAACAAGAGAUUGUCUACUGCAGAGGGCAGGGUCCAGGGUCGCAGAGCAGUUAUCAUGCGAGACUCUGGGUCCACAGGAUGUGUAGUUAAAAAAGGCACUGUGACUGCUGCUGUCAUGGAUAACCCCGCCUUCGAUUUUGUCUUGGGCAACGUGCCUGGAGCUUCUCUGGUCCCGGCAAAAGAGGUCCAGACGCAGACACAGGUGGAAGGAGGCAAGGACGCGAUGACUCAAACUGCAGAGGAGAGUGAACCUGCUGCACAAGAUGUCACCCCUAUGUCAGAAUCCCCUGGUGUUCACGAUGUACCGAUCAUAUCUGCAGGCAUUAUAGAUCAUACCAGUGCUGCUGUCACUACGAGAGCUGCUGCACGUCGCUCUGAGAUCAGCACACGGCUGGCAAGUCCACAAGGUCUGGAAGCUUUAUUAAAAGGCGAGGACAUAGCUGAGCAGCAGAAGAAUGAUGCCACCCUCUCCAAACUACAUGAAUACGCUGAGCAACGACAUGUUCGCCUCUACAAAGGAAUAAAGACGGACUUUAUAUGGCAGAACAACAGACUUUACCGACGAACUACUUUGCCGAGGGGUGAGGUGAAGCUGCAGUUCGUUGUUCCAGCUGGAUGCCGCCAACAAGUCUUCAAGUUGGGGCACCACUCGCUCCUCGGAGGUCACAUGGGGGCAGCCAAAACUCUCGCCCGAAUACAAACCACCAUGUUCUGGCCUGGAAUGGGAGCUGAAAUCUUAAGACUCGCCCGUUCCUGUGACAUAUGUCAGAAGACAACGGACAAGGGACGCAAUACUGCGGCACCCCUACAGCCACUUCCUGUGAUUUCGGAACCGUUCUCUCGGGUGGCUGUCGAUAUUAACAUAGAGGCUGCCACAGUUGCAGAAGCUCUCUUUGGUGUGUUCUGCAGAAUUGGCAUACCCAGGGAAGUACUGAGCGACAGAGGCACACAGUUUACAUCAGGCAUGAUGGAAGAGACCUGGAAACUCCUGUCAGUAAAGGGGAUGAGAACUACACCAUACCACCCAGAAGGAAAUGGACUUUGUGAGCGAUUUAAUGGCACACUAAAGAAAAUGCUAAAACGCAUGGCAGCAGACCAGCCUCGGGAAUGGCCUCGCCUCUUGGCACCGCUGCUGUUUGCCUACAGAGAAGCACCACAGAGUUCCUUAAAAUUCUCCCCAUUUGAGUUGGUGUAUGGUAGACCAGUAAGAGGCCCUUUGCAAGUUCUAAGGGAGCUGUGGGACAAUACUGAGGAUGACCCAGUAAUCACCUCCUCUUAUCAGUAUGUUCUGGAUCUGAAUGAACGCUUGCAUUCUACGUGCGAACUCGCAAAGGAGGAGCUUUUGAAAAGUCAGGUCACUCAGAAGUCCUAUUAUGACAGGAAAGCUAAGCUUCGUACACUUGAUGAAGGAGAUCAGUGCUUGAUAUUGUUGCCUACGAGCACAAACAAGCUCUUAGCUCAGUGGAGUGGACCUUAUAUUAUUCUCAAGCGAGUUUCGGACGUUAAUUACAUCGUAGGAAUCGGCCACGAGAAGAAACUUUUCCACAUAAACAUGAUAAAGAAAUAUUAUCCAAGGUCCUCCCCUGUAUCUCAGCCUAGCUGUACAACUCGUCAACAAAGGGGUGACAAUCGACGUCCAGUGAAUGUUCGGCGACGGUCCUCUCCUGAUAGCGGUGUGGAUAAUUUGAAGCAUUUUGGGUGUGCGGCAACCGUAAUACCUGAGGACUCUGGUUUCUGUCAGCCCUGGACUCCUGAAACUGAUUCGAGGGAAGGACCAGAGAGUAUUAUCAUAAACCCGAAGCUAGAGGACCACCAUAAGGCAGACCUCCGUGAGAUCAUUCAGAAGUACCCCGAAAUCUUCUCUGAUCAACCCCGAGUUGCCAAGGUGGAAGAACAUAGAAUCAUCCUUCGUAAUAAAGUGCCAGUGCGCACAAAACCAUACCCUAUACCUCUGCGGUAUGUAGACUUGGUGAUCAAAGAGAUAAAGAAACUUGAAGCUAUUGGCAUUAUUGAACCGUCUAAGAAAAGCAGGAAGAUAACAGCUUUCAAAACCCCCUGUGGACUGUAUCAAUACAAGGUGCUACCCUUUGGAUUAACGAACUCUCCCUCAGUCUUCAAUCGGUGCAUGCGUCAGGUACUUGGAGAUAUUUCGGGAGUAGAAAUCUUUAUGGAUGACUUACUCAUACAUACAUCAACUUUGGCUGAGCACCAGAAGCUGCUCGACGUAGUUUUCAGUAAAUUAUCUCUGCAUCGAAUGACCUUAAAGCCCAGCAAGUGUGAGAUAGCCUUCACACGGACACACUUCCUUGGCCACACCGUUGGAGAUGGCAAAUGCGAGUGUCAGCAGGAGAAAAUACAGAAGAUUCGCAUGGCACCGCGACCCGUAAAUCAACACCAGCUUCGUUCUUUCCUCGGCCUCGUUGGGUAUUAUCGGAGCUUCAUUAAAGACUUUACGCAGAUUGCUCUUCCGCUAUUCAACCUCCUGAAGAAAAACUGCAGCAACAAGAUGGUGUGGGGUGCAGAGCAGGAGAAAUCCUUCGCUACACUAAAGGAAACCUUGUGUUCUGAACCUAUUCUCCGACUUCCAUCCAAAGAUAAACCGUUUACUUUGCGGACAGACGCAUCGGGAGAAGGUGUUGGAGCAAUCCUUUUGCAAGAGUUUGAUGGCAGAUUGUUCCCCGUCGCUUACCACAGCCGUAGACUCUCCAAAGCUGAGUGCAAUUAUUCGACUGUUGAACGAGAGCUGCUAGCUGUUAUAGAGGGGAUUCACAAGUUUUAUUACUACUUGUGUGGUGCUAAAUUCACUUUGGAAACAGACCACAUGCCUCUCUCGCAGCUCAAACGAUCCAAGACCGCCAAUGCGCGCCUGAUGCGCUGGGGUCUCUACCUUCAGCAAUUUGAGUUCACUAUCCGCUAUAUAAGAGGAACUGAGAACGUAGGAGCUGAUCUACUCUCAAGGCUGAUCAGCGGAAGCAGCAGUGACCUUGAGGACAGUCUACCUGAAACGUCUCGCAACCCGGGACCUCAACUACAAUAUCAUGAAGCGGAGGUGGAGCAUCAACUGCAGAAGAAUCUUCAUUCCCGGGGAGCUGAGGUUCGAAACCUGUACUACUUGACUCCUGCGCAGGUUAUCACUUCAGAAUCUAACCUUGAAGGAGAGAAGCUAUCACUUCAAGUGGAUUUUUUUUCUCGUCUUAGUUAA
Messenger RNA from Penaeus monodon (black tiger shrimp), 4197 nucleotides. RefSeq lists its product as uncharacterized. Gene Ontology annotation, molecular function: nucleic acid binding. The transcript is spliced from 7 exons. The coding region runs from base 1 to 4197 and encodes 1398 amino acids. The record is from RefSeq and is a predicted model, not a curated record. Gene Ontology annotation, biological process: DNA integration. Lineage: Eukaryota; Metazoa; Arthropoda; Malacostraca; Decapoda; Penaeidae.